AUGACAUUUCUACUACGGCCCGUAAGUGGGCAUUCAGGUGCUAAUGCUAACAAUGUCAUGAAGAUAGAGCCUAGUCCGUGUUUUGUCGUGAAGUCAAAGAUUCUACAACCUAACAAGACAUCUUUAAAGAAAGAUGCUAAAAUAUUCAUUAACAUCUGCCACAAUGAAGAGAUACCGUUGCCCGAGAUUGAUUUUAACCCAAGUAUAGUUUAUCCUCUAAUAGUCAAUAACCAAUGGGAAGUACCUAUUGUAACAUCUUCAAUUCGAGAAGAUUCAGAUAAGAAGGGCAAUUUGUGUUAUGUGGUUGACUGUUGUAUCAAUACCAAGUGUGUUUCAUGGAUACAACAAGACUUGCAGUUGAGAGAAAUAGUUAUAGAAUGGUGUCUCGAGAGCUGUGAAUUGCGUGAACAGAUCGAAAUAUCCAGAGAUCACAUAUCUUUCCCAAAAUUGAAGAAGAAAGGUGAGACUAUCCCGCCACUUGAGAUAUUGAAAGAUGAUUUGAAGGAGGACUAUAGGGAAACCAUCGAUGAAAUGGUUAAGAGGGAAUCAAAAGAUCCUAUUAGUAUUAUUGAGAUGAAGAGGGAUCUUAUUGCAGAAGAAGAGGAGGGUAUAGAAUCCGAUACAGGAUUACCCCCACUCAUUCCAGUUGACAAAGUAACACAACACAAACCACUGAUAGAAGAAAUAGAAGAUCUUUCUCUUCAUGAGGUCAAGAAACCAAAAAUUAUCUCUCAAAGCGAACAGCUAAAAUAUGAAGUUACAAUGGGGAAGACUAAUGGUAGUUCAGAAUUCUUCUUGAGAGUUGAAGUGACUUCUAAAAUUGAUUCUAGUCUCGAUUAUGAAGUCAAGUAUGAUCCAAAAACGAAUACCUUACUGAUCAAAAAUACAAACACAAAGGUGUAUUCAGAAAAGAAGCUUGAGAUUCCUCUUCCGAAUGUUUUUAGCGAUGCUCCUAAAUUGAAGUGCUUUUUCGUGAAACCAGAGCGUAAACUAGUACUAUUUUUAUAA
Molecule: messenger RNA, 1008 nt
Organism: Kluyveromyces marxianus DMKU3-1042
Lineage: Eukaryota; Fungi; Ascomycota; Saccharomycetes; Saccharomycetales; Saccharomycetaceae
Gene: PIH1
Product: Pih1p
Exons: 1
Coding region: 1-1008 (335 amino acids)
Biological process (GO): rRNA processing; box C/D snoRNP assembly
Cellular component (GO): cytoplasm; R2TP complex; ribonucleoprotein complex
Source: RefSeq, a predicted model, not a curated record